Messenger RNA from Cylindrotheca closterium, 1389 nucleotides. The record is from the annotation of a GenBank genome assembly. NCBI's taxonomy places the organism in Eukaryota, Bacillariophyta, Bacillariophyceae, Bacillariales, Bacillariaceae.
AUGCCAGUAGAAGCUUCGUACGGAAAUCCACCUCAGUCAGCUUUACCACAUCAAAUACCAGACGAUUCUCCCUCGCACCAAGGAGGGAUGCAAGUCGAAGGACACCACGGUCGCUCCAAAUACGCGGCUCAUCACUCUGCACAGUAUUCACCAUCUUCAAAAAUGUAUGACGGAAGAAGACCACGAGAGGAUCCUGAUGGAGAGCAUAAGUCCCGUUCAAAUGGGCGAUCUUCCUCUAGAAACUCUGCCUCUCGCCAACGCUACCCUCAGCAACCCAGUGGCAAUCACUAUCACCCAUCGUCACGACAGGGACCAGCAAGUGCCCCACACACAUUGACACCAACGAGCCAACAUUUCACUCCGCCAGCUGGACCUAAUUUUCACAUGCGCGCUUCCACACCACCACCUGACACCUUUCCUCCACCUGCGGUAACUACUGAAUCGCCAACACCAUCGGAACAACGCCGACCAGCUUAUCUGCUGCAUCGUGAUCUAGUUAUUGGUAAGGGAUCAUAUGGACAGGUGUGUAUUGCCUCGCGGGGCGAAGCGGAAGGACACUCGGGACGAUCGGGCAAACGCAAAAAGUUUGCUUGCAAGUGUGUCAUGCUGCGAAAUGAUCCAAAGUACAUAUCCAAGCUGCAAGAGGAGGUCAACGUGCUUAGAGAGCUCAGAGGACACGACAAUGUCAUUCGACUUUACGAUGUAUUUUGCGUCGAUAAUGAACUUUUCAUAAUAACGGAACUUGGACGGGGAGGAGACUUGUUCCACUUGCUGACUACUCAUCCAAAGCACGGAGUAACCGAAGCCUAUGCUGCCAAAACUGUUGCAGAAAUGCUCUCUGCAGUUGCAUUCUUGCACUCGAAAAGUAUCUGCCAUCGCGAUCUUAAACUGGAAAACUGGGUAUUGGAAUCUGGAAAGGAUGUGUGGAGUCCACUAAAGCUUAUUGAUUUUGGUCUUUCAACACACUUUGCACCAGGACAAAGACUAAGUCGAGUAGUGGGAUCCUCCUACUAUGUUGCUCCAGAAGUACUCAAGAAGUCAUACACUGAAGCCUGCGAUCUUUGGUCGCUAGGUGUUAUUGUGUACAUGUUGCUCAGCGGUGCUCCUCCAUUCUAUGGAAAGAACGACGAUGCAAUCAAGGCGUCUAUUGUUCAAGGAGAGUAUACCUUUCCUCACGAACUCUUUCGAGAUGUUUCGGACGAGGCAAUGGCUUUUGUUUCGACGCUAUUGUCGUAUAACAUUGAGUACAGAUACACUGCAGAACAAGCCUUGACACAUCCAUGGCUUGCUGCCAAUUGCGAUCCCAGAGGCUUGACCAAGGCCAGGGAUAUCGCAAGGGGAGUGGGGAUUCCCAAUGAUUCGAGCAGACCAGAGCCAAUGCAACUUUAG